Megalobrama amblycephala (Wuchang bream) is the source of this 1731-nucleotide messenger RNA. Its product is annotated as sphingosine-1-phosphate phosphatase 1-like. The transcript has a single exon. Gene Ontology annotation, biological process: phospholipid dephosphorylation; sphingosine metabolic process. NCBI's taxonomy places the organism in Eukaryota, Metazoa, Chordata, Actinopteri, Cypriniformes, Xenocyprididae. Gene Ontology annotation, molecular function: sphingosine-1-phosphate phosphatase activity. Bases 286 to 1077 code for a protein of 263 amino acids. Gene Ontology annotation, cellular component: endoplasmic reticulum membrane. The record is from RefSeq and is a predicted model, not a curated record.
UUUCAGGAACCGAAUAUAUUGUAACAGAUCUACAGUGCGUCAUUACUAGCCCGCGUCUCCGCCUUCAAAUACGUACAUCUGCCGGAUACUUCCUAGAUCCUAGUCAGAAAGCCACUCUAUUUUACUAAUGUCUCUUGUUGUUUGAAGACUCGAGGGUUGUAUCGUUGUAUCGACGUACAAAAUAGUCUGCCAUUGUUUAGCACAGCUUUGCACGCGCUUGUGUUUACAGCAUCACGAGCAGCGCGUGUGAUAUUGAUUCAGUGUUAGAGCUCUUUCGGUUUCACUAUGGCAAGCGAGGCGCUCCACAAAUUCGUUUGCCUUUGUCGAUACCUACAGGAUCCCUGCCAUGUCGCCAGAUUCCAGCAGUUUUGCGGCGUCCGCGGGACGUUUCCUAAAAAAACAGCCGAGGCUGACGCGAAGCUUGCGGUCAACGAUGCUUGCGUGGGGCAAUGUCAGGAAGACCGCGCGGCUAGUGGGGAUUCAGCACACGGACUCGCGGGCCAAAGGCUGAGAAAAAGUUUAAAUGCCGCUGGAAAUGAUGAACAGGACGAAAGUCCCGCUGAUUUUCUCAACGGACCCUCGGGGCGAGAGGCAGAGAGAGACUCCAAAGGCAGAGUGAAGCCUUUACGCAGGAACUCAUUGACUGGUGAGGUUGGCCAGGAGUUCAUCAUCGAGAACAAGUUUCUCUUCUAUCUCUUCACCAUUGGUUCCGAGCUGGGCAAUGAGAUGUUUUUCAUCGUGUUCUUCCCUUUCUUGAUGUGGAACGUCGAUCCCUAUGUGAGCCGGCAGCUCAUCGUGGUGUGGGCUUGGGUGCUGUUCAUCGGCCAGUCCACUAAAGAUCUGAUCCGGUGGACCCGUCCUGCCUCUCCUCCUGUGAUUAAACUGGAGGUGUUCUUCAACUCGGAGUACAGCAUGCCCUCCACACAUGCCAUGACCGGCACCGCGAUGCCCUUCUGUCUAUUCAUGCUCACAUGCAGUCGCUGGGAGGUACAGUAUACUUGUACACAAAACCAAGCCGAUAAUCUUACCCACGCGAAACAAGUAGUUGACUGUUUCUGUUUAUGGGAAUGUGUUUAACUAACUAGCAUUUUUAUUUUACGAAAUAUGCAUUAGCACUUAUUCCUAUUCACUUGUACUUCAUUCGUUACAUAGGUUAAUAUUACUGUUCCAUAGUUACUGCCACUGGCCACAAAUAGCAAAUUUUGGGUAUCACUCCCAUUAGUUAUUAAUAGUUAAAGGAAUAGUUCACCCCAAAAGGGAAAUUAUCCCAUAAUUUACUCACCCUCUCAAGCCAUCCUGGGUGUAUAUUACUUUCUUUUGUCAGCCGAACACAAUCAGACUUGUAUUAAAUAAAAUACUGGCUCUUCUCAGCUUUGUAAUGGCAUUGUAUAGUGCCCAAGUUUUUGAAGCUCCAAAAAAUGCAUCCAUCCAUCAUAAAAAUAAUCCAUAUGACUCCCGUGGGUUAAUAAAUGUUUUCUGAAGUGAAGCAAAGAAGAAUAUCCAUAUUUAAAGCUUUAUAAACUAAAAUCACUGGCUUCCAGCAACGGCCGUGCGCAAGGGUGACCAAACUAUGAAGUAGCCAUACUGGCUUGACUAUAUAUGGAAAGUCAAAACUAAUUCUAUUUAAAGGGUUAGUUCACCCAAAAAUUAAAAUAAUGUCAUUUAUUACUCGCCCUCAUGCCGUUCCACACUGGUAAGACUUUCGUUAAUCUUCAGAACACAAAUUAAAGG